Molecule: messenger RNA, 294 nt
Organism: Anisakis simplex (herring worm)
Lineage: Eukaryota; Metazoa; Nematoda; Chromadorea; Rhabditida; Anisakidae
Source: the annotation of a GenBank genome assembly
AUGCCUCUCGACCGAUCUGCAAUCCCGAGUAUGUCCGCCCUGCAAGACGCACUCAGCAGUAGUGAUUCUGAAGUAAUCGGUUUCUCAAUAUGGCAAAAUGUUACUAUUCACUCUGAAUUCGGAUGGCAAGAGUAUUGGCAAUACCAAGUUGAAGCGAUUGAUUCGAUGAGUGCUGAACGUAAAUUCACCGAUAAAAUUCGGGAUUGUGAACAUGCAAAAUGGUACUUCUUGAAGCAUACCGUUUAUACGAAAGGUUAUUUUACGUGUUUUGUUCAGAAUGUUCGAAGUCUUUGA